AUUUGGCUCUGCUCCUUUUGCUCCCAUGGGUAGACCCGGUAGGGUCUGAUCUGAAGCUUUGCGACUUCAGGACCGAAACUGGUCAGAGAACGAGAAGGGCUGCGCGCUGGAGAGCCUGGAAUCAGCCGUGACCUUCCGGGGCUACCUCUCUAGGAGGGCGGGUGAUUGGCCGGCGUGCGUGUUGACGUAAGCGGUGAUUGGCGCAGCGGCGUGACGGAUUGCCCCUGUGGCCACUCAGCUGCGGAGAGUUGUGGCUUUGCUGGUCCGCGGCGGUCUGUGGCUCUCUCGCCCUCUAGUAUGGCUGGGGCCGGUUAACUGGGCUGCGGUCGCGAAGAGAAGGCAGGCUUCCCGUGCUUUCGCUGUCAUCCUCUCAACGAUGGAGCUUCUGUCACGGUUCUGCAAUUUGCCGAUUCGCAGGAACUCGGGCUAUUUAUCUCAUUCUCAGCGUACACUACCGUGCCUGCACAAGUGUAGGCUCGCGGCUCUCUCAACCAGCUCCACGCCAGCGGUGAAGCCGAAAACAGAGCCUGUGGAAAAUGAAGCUGUUGCCCCAGAGUUCACCAACCGAAACCCUCGGAAUCUGGAGCUGUUAGGUGUAGCCAGGAAAGAGCGGGGUUGGGGGACCGUGUGGCCGUCCCGAGAAUUCUGGCACAGGUUGCGAGUUAUAAGGACCCAGCAUCACGUGGAAGCCCUUGUGGAGCACUGGAAUGGCCGGGUUGUGGUGUCAGCAUCCACUCGUGAGUGGGCUAUCAGAAAGCACCUUUAUAGUACCAGAAACAUGGUAGCUUGUGAGAGUAUAGGACGAGUGCUGGCACAGCGAUGCUUAGAAGCAGGAAUCAACUUCAUGGUCUUCCAGCCAACGCCUUGGGAAGCAGCAGCAGACUCGAUAAAGCGUCUACAAAGUGCCAUGACGGAGGGUGGUGUGGUGCUUCAGGAACCUCGGAGAAUCUAUGAAUGAAAUGGAGGUAUUAA
Molecule: messenger RNA, 972 nt
Organism: Octodon degus (degu)
Lineage: Eukaryota; Metazoa; Chordata; Mammalia; Rodentia; Octodontidae
Gene: Mrpl18
Product: mitochondrial ribosomal protein L18
Exons: 4
Coding region: 377-958 (193 amino acids)
Biological process (GO): translation
Cellular component (GO): mitochondrion; ribosome
Molecular function (GO): 5S rRNA binding; structural constituent of ribosome
Source: RefSeq, a predicted model, not a curated record